GCGGGGAGAUAAGGACAUUAUUGAGGGAGAGGGGAGGGUUGGUGGGGAGGGUGUGGGUACCCACCGCCGUAGUGCUUACUCUAGAACCAUUGCCAACAAUAAUAUGUAAUGGAGAAUUUAAGGAUUGAGAAGAGACAUGAGAAAUAGUACAUGGAUCGGAGGCGAUGUGGUGCGUGGCUCCCGUGUCGAAGUACCAUGUGGGUUCCCGUAGGGUCAUGGUGUCGAAUUGGUGUGCUAGGGCUGUAGGGGUGGGGUUGGGAGCCUGCGGGUGGGGGGGUGGUGUUUGCGGAGUUUCUUCCUCGUCCACGUCCACGGCCGCCUCCACCACGACCGGAAUUACGCCCCUGCUGUCCGCGGCCGCUGCUGCCGCCGCUGUACCCGCUGCCAAGCGUUCCACUGCCACGCCCGAAGUCGCCGCUGCUGGUGCCACAGUGUGGGCCGCUGGUUCGGCCGGCCAGGAGGGCCGUCCCGGCGUCGUCUGUGAUGCUUUGUCUUUGCCGAUCCAGGAGCAGGAGGGCGGAUCGGGUCUGAAGAAAGUUGGGCAGCGGUUGCUGGAAUUGUAGAAACGAUGUCUGAGCCUGGAGAUCUUCGGGCUACUGGUUUGUGCAAGAAUAAGGCAGAACCAAAUCUGUUAAACACAAUACUACGUGAAAAGCUCGAAAGAUCUAUACUUAUGUCGAGCAAAGAUAUUAACACAAGAAAAGAUGGUAAAUCUU
Messenger RNA from Cuscuta campestris, 716 nucleotides. Lineage: Eukaryota; Viridiplantae; Streptophyta; Magnoliopsida; Solanales; Convolvulaceae. The record is from the annotation of a GenBank genome assembly.